Molecule: messenger RNA, 502 nt
Organism: Carassius carassius (crucian carp)
Lineage: Eukaryota; Metazoa; Chordata; Actinopteri; Cypriniformes; Cyprinidae
Product: CD59 glycoprotein-like
Exons: 3
Coding region: 1-285 (94 amino acids)
Source: RefSeq, a predicted model, not a curated record
AUGAUGAAGUUCCUCACAUUGGCUGUUGUUCUCGUGCUGGUCGUGACAGGCGGCUCGGCUCUGGAAUGCCUGCACUGUGUCCCAGAGAAAGCAGGAGGGGCCUGCGAGACCACCUUCAUAACCUGCCCACCGGACAAAGACGCGUGUGCCGCUGCCAAGUUCCGCAGAAGCCCAUACGGACAUUACCAGAAGUGCAUGUCCAUGUCAGGCUGUGAGAUGGUGAAACAGAACGCUUUCAUCAACAUCAAGUGCUGUCAGAAGGACUUCUGCAACACCUUUGACUGAUCUGUCGCUGCUAUAUAUCAGCAUGCUCAUAAAACAGCUUUCAAUGUAAUAGAGUACACAUGAAUCUAGUUACAUGUGUUUAUGCAUGUGUUUUGUUGUUGUUGAAUUUAUGAAAAAAAAACAAUAUUUACACAUUCAAUUCUUCUUGUUCUGUGCAAUGUGCAAAAAACUGUUUGUAUCAAGUUGGUCAUUAAUAUUAAAAUAAAGCAUGCUAGAA